UUUUCAUCAUUUCUUACAAUAUUUCCCCAAUUUCAUCCAUCCAAUUUCAAUCCAUCUCUCUUAUUCAUUCCGCCAUCAUUUUUAUAUCAAAUUAUAAAAAAAAAAUUAAAAAAAAUGGACAACAUGGUAGACGCAAUGAACAACGCAUACCAAGAAUUCGUGAACGCAGUCGCGACAACAAUCGAAUCCAAAGAACUAAACACAUUAUCAUCAUCCUCGUCCACUUCCGACACAUCAUUAGAAAACGUCAAACAGAAAUGGGAAUUGUUCCGAGUAGCCUGCGACCAAGCCGAGGAGUUUGUCGAGUCAGUUAAACUUAGAAUCGGGUCUGAAUGUUUGGUUGAUGAAGCAACUGGGAUGAAACCAAAUGGUCAACAACCUUCUGGGAUUCCACCUAUUAGUGCUGUUAGGUUAGAACAAAUGAGUAAGGCGGUUCGUUGGUUGGUUAUUGAGCUGCAACAAGGAUCGGGUGGUGGUGGUUCGGGUUCUGCGGGUUUAGGAAUGCAGCAGCAGCCUUUUGAUGCUAGGUUUCAUGAAGAUUCUGCACAAUAAGUGUACUCGAAGUCUCGCGAUAAAUGUGAUCUAACCGGUUGUUUUUUUUUUAGUUAUUAAUUACAAGAAGUUUGUUUUUUUUUGGAUUAUAUAUAUAGUGUAACAUGUUUAAGGAAUUUGUGAUAUCUUCAUUUGAACUUGAGAAUCAUUAGUGGUAAUUCUAUUUAGUUUCA
Messenger RNA from Erigeron canadensis, 725 nucleotides. Its product is annotated as mediator of RNA polymerase II transcription subunit 32. Gene Ontology annotation, biological process: leaf senescence; cold acclimation; regulation of DNA-templated transcription. The transcript has a single exon. Lineage: Eukaryota; Viridiplantae; Streptophyta; Magnoliopsida; Asterales; Asteraceae. The coding region runs from base 115 to 552 and encodes 145 amino acids. The record is from RefSeq and is a predicted model, not a curated record. Gene Ontology annotation, cellular component: mediator complex.